ACAAGUAUUUUGAAAUUGAAAAAAAUUGGUUAAUGAACUACUGAAUUAUUGAGAAUAUUAUUAUCAGGAUAAUAAAUAAAUGUAAAUCUCAUGACAAUUAUAAUGAGUAGUAAACCAAAUAUUCAACUGACUCUUGCAAUUCUAAAACCUCAUUUAGUCAAAAAUCCAAUUGCAUUAAGAGCUAUUCGAAACAAAAUAUUAGAGUCCAAUUUCAAAAUUGUAAAGUCAAAACAUCGCAGGUUAAAUGAAAUAGAUGCUGAAAACUUCUAUAAAGAACAUAUUAAUAAAUUUUUCUAUAAUAGGCUUGUAACAUCAAUGAUAAGCGGACCAUCUGAAAUGUAUGUUUUAGCUAGAGAAAAUGCUAUAAAGCAAUGGAGAGACUUAAUGGGUCCUACCAAGGUGUAUAAAGCACAGUUCGAUCAGCCACAUAGUAUAAGAGGAGAAUUUGGACUAUCAGAUACAAGAAAUGCUACACAUGGUUCAGAUUCCCCAGAAUCGGUGGAAAGAGAAAUAAAAAUUCUGUUUCCUGAAUUUGACAUCAAUUUUUGGUUCAAAAAUGAUAGAAAAUAUUUUGAAUGUAACAAAAUCAUUUUUGACAAAGAACACUUUAUUCAUCGAAUAGUUUACUAGUUUUGUCACGUUCAAAUAUAGUCCUUUUCUGGGAAGGAUAAAUAUCAGAUACUCUUUUAAGAAUAUGGAAGAACUUUUUAUUUCACGGCGAUAAAGUAAUUGCAAAAAAUAGAAUAUUUUUUAAAUCUAGUAUUGUCAAGUAUAUCAGGUAUUGAAUUUCAUUCAAUUCUCAUGUACUCAAAUAUAAAAAGUGAAUAAAUGCAAUUAAAAGAAUUCA
Messenger RNA from Harmonia axyridis, 847 nucleotides. RefSeq names its product nucleoside diphosphate kinase 6 (gene nmdyn-D6). NCBI's taxonomy places the organism in Eukaryota, Metazoa, Arthropoda, Insecta, Coleoptera, Coccinellidae. Gene Ontology annotation, molecular function: nucleoside diphosphate kinase activity. Gene Ontology annotation, biological process: GTP biosynthetic process; CTP biosynthetic process; UTP biosynthetic process. The record is from RefSeq and is a predicted model, not a curated record. The transcript is spliced from 3 exons. The coding region runs from base 91 to 630 and encodes 179 amino acids.